This is a messenger RNA of Guyanagaster necrorhizus, 2421 nucleotides long. RefSeq lists its product as uncharacterized. Bases 322 to 2271 code for a protein of 649 amino acids. Lineage: Eukaryota; Fungi; Basidiomycota; Agaricomycetes; Agaricales; Physalacriaceae. The transcript is spliced from 7 exons. The record is from RefSeq and is a predicted model, not a curated record.
GUUUGUUUUGCGCAUGCAGAUGGGACGUGUAUAGACCCCUCAUUAGGAGUGUACGACCUCACUGACGCCGUCAGUGCUCUCAAAUUUGCACAAUUUAUCAUCGGCCUCCGGGCGCAUGUCGAGGGAAUCAUUGCCCAAUGCGGAACUCCGACGUUCAAACGACUUCCGUGGAGAUCAGAUACCGUCGAUGAUGACGAUUCCGGUUCCGAAGAAGAACAAUGGGAACAAAGGAUUGUUUGUUGGCUAAAUACGGUGGAAAAAUGUGACACCGACCACACAGCACCUUCCGAUCCUUCGUCGACUGACUGCUGUUCAUUCAGCAUGGCUGACUCUGAAAAGCGGACUACGCAGUCCUCUUCGAAAGCUAGGUCUGCACGUCGUCCGAGGUGCUCGAUGUUUGCAGACAGCAAAGUAGAACCUCCUCCAGCAGAUCCUACACCAUUUGUGCCCGAUAUCGACCUAACAUAUCCCCGGGAGCCCUCCCUCGGAGCUUCGGGUUCGAGGACUCCGUCAGAUAGAGCGUCAGCUCAGGCUGAAAAACGUGGACGACAACAAACAAAGACGGAUGGUGGUUCUUCUAAUAAGGGAAAGACUGGUAAGCGUUCGAAGAGCGCAGAUGCCUUGUCUUGUUCAGCGUUAGGUGCGAAGGCCUUAGCCGGCAUAUUCCCUGCCGCAAAGCUUUCUUUCUCAAGCUAUGCACACGACCGCAAAAUCAUCAGUUUGAGCAAUAUACCAUUGCGCACAAAUGCUCAUGGAAGUGUCGAAGCUGCUGACGAGAUUAACGAGAUGCUUGAAUUCUAUGAGGAAAUGACCAAGUAUAUGAAACCUCCUAUCGAGCAGAAUGAACCACCUGUCGUUGACAAACGAAUCGAAGAAGUUCGUGACCGCUUUCUCUUUCAAGUUGAUGCAUGCUCCGGUGGUAAAAACACUUCGGAACUUCCACGGCACUUCUGGGAGGUCAUGUCGGGUUGCUUUUCGUCUCUUCUUUGGGCAUCCGUCGGCGGAUACUCCAAGGAGCUCGCCGGUAAAUCACCUCACAAAGCUGAAGCUCGUCAUGAAUGGGAUAUUCUUCUGAACCUCGGCUUCGUGAAUGUCCAUGAGCUCGCUUCUGGAAGAGUGGUUCUCGAAAGAGCAAUGUCGCUCUCGCGGAAUGUCGCAGCAGAUGUAAUGAACAUUUCCCCGACUUCUGCUGCUGCAGAAUUUCAGGGUGUCGCUCGUCGAUCACGCGAUAUCAGUUAUCAACACGUUUUACAACUGGAAGAUCCCGAAUUCAAAUCUUCCUUCCCGCCGAAGCUCAUUCGGCAGACAGGACAUUUUCUUUCGGUCGCAGUCGUGCAAUCAGAUGCUGUUUCUGCGCUUUUUGAUAAUGCAGAGGCAGCCAGGAAAGCCAUACUGAAGCGUGCCGGAGAUGAGCCAGAGCUUGGGAUCGUUGACGCCAUCCUGACGUUGCCGUUGGAGCGCCUGCAACUUAUCGAGGAGCCUCUCCUUCGUAUCACAGAGACUCGCGAGACUGUCAACGCUGCAAAGACUCUCAGCGCAGAUAACAUACCUGAGCCAGAUGAAAAUGCAGUGUCGGAGAAGCCGAAGGCUAAGAGAUCCCAGCCUGCUCGUAACUCCAGGCGAGUGAAGUCUGCAACGACGCAAAGCGAGCUACUCGCAAUUGCGGAAGAGCAGGAAGGGCAUCUUCAGGUACCUGACGAGGAAGUAGGGAGGCGGACCGACGACAAGCAAGGAUCAAACGGUACCCGGACGACCAGAAAAGAAAACUUGCUACAGCCAUUUUCGGUGACGUGCUCAGUGACGAAAUUAGCACCCAAGAUGACAUUCCCAACUGGGGUGAUAAGGAACACUAAGGAACUGCACACUAAACUUCUCUUGUCCGUUUUCGUUGCCGAAUACAAGAAGCCUACCCAGACGUACGCGAAGGCCGUCGUGCAAGCAAAAAUGUACGCGGAAGCGUCUGUCAGGUAUCUCGCAAGUCUGGGAGUGACCAAACAAGCUGUUUUCGCAUUGGCGACGGAUGGCGUUGAAGGAGCCGUGCUUAUGGCUUGGUGUUCGAACGACUCCGAGACCGUCUACAUCGUUGAGCGCAAUGUUCAAACAUUCAAUAUCUCCUCACCCAUCGAGGUCUACCAUUUUGUCACGGUCCUUCUGCGUCUGCGAGAAUAUGGGGAUACGAAGCUGAAGGAUGCCGUCCUGAAGGCGUUAGAAGGGGAUGAAUUCCAACAAAAGAGCUGGAGUAAAACGGCACAGUUUGAUAGGAUGGAAUGAGAUUGCAUUCACCGGUAUUUACGGAAAACUUUCUUUGCUUUGAUUGCAUGUAUCCACAUGCUUUCUACUUGCUAUCAAUAAUUUAUCUGCUAUGUACUGUGUAGUUAUGAUAUAAAUCUUCCGUGCGCCGCCAAGUAUUCACUAGUUGCC